Acaromyces ingoldii is the source of this 3831-nucleotide messenger RNA. RefSeq names its product kinase-like protein. The record is from RefSeq and is a predicted model, not a curated record. The transcript is spliced from 3 exons. NCBI's taxonomy places the organism in Eukaryota, Fungi, Basidiomycota, Exobasidiomycetes, Exobasidiales, Cryptobasidiaceae. Bases 174 to 3731 code for a protein of 1185 amino acids. Gene Ontology annotation, molecular function: ATP binding; protein serine/threonine kinase activity. Gene Ontology annotation, biological process: peptidyl-serine phosphorylation; intracellular signal transduction.
CCAUCAUCAGUCCCCUCUGUUGCUCGCUCACUCAUCCCAGCCAUCAUCUCAUUACUCACUCUCCCAUCUAUAUGCCCGUUACGACCUGACGACCUGCUCGUUUUCUCCUUUUUCUUUCUCUCCUCUUUGUCGCACCUAGAUUAACCCCCUUUCCCCUAACCUCUUAGCUCGCAAUGGCCGCCGUCCGGACGUCGGGCCGGCCCUUGCCUCAGCCUCCGCAGGCCUACGAUCGAGAAGCGGCGUGGUACGAGCACGAAGAGCGGAUGCGCCCUUCGUACAUUGCUCAGCCCGCGUACCAGCAGCAAGCCUUCUUCCAGCCUUCGAGCCCUCCUGUGAGCCCCUCGGCCCGAUGGGCUUCAUCACCACAGAAGCAACAGCAGCAGCAGCAGCAGCAGCAGCAGCAGCAAUAUUUCCCGCAGCAGUAUGCUUUCCCGACAGGACCUGCAGAACCGGCCUACUACCCCGCGGGAGCGACCUCGCGCUUCAAGCGUGACGGUGGGCCUUCGCUGUCCAACCCCACACCCUAUGUUGCCGGCACAGGCGACGUGAAUGCAACGGUGCGGCCGCGUAUGUCGACCAUUCCUUCGUCUAGGUUUGCAAGUCCCCAAGCAAAUGGCGCUAGGGGCUACGCGCAAGUCCCAGGCGAUGACGCUGGAAUGAGGUCGGGCACCGCAAAGGGCAGCGCAUUCAUGCACAAGGGCUUCUGGGACAUCAUGUCGCUCGUCAACAACCCCCAAGGCCCUCCCGGCACCGCCGGAGGACCCUCUCGUUUCAAGCAGACGUUCAGCAAAGCCACAGGAGGUUUGAAGAAAGUGACGAGCAACACCUCGAUCCCUCAGCAGGCUAGCCCUGAUGAUCUCUUCUUCUCUGCUGGAGGCCCGCCCCUGAGCCGCUCUUCGCCCCUCGCUCCUCUUCCCGCUGCUUCCAACCAAGGAGGCCCGCAGCAACAAGUGCAGCAGCGCACGCCUUCCCCGGCAUCUUUCUACACGGCCGACUCCCGCAACCAAGCCUCUACCGCGACGGCCCCUAAUAUCAACGGACCACGGGCACAGAAGAAGCGCAUCAGUGUCGACAUGGUCGGGAAGCCUCAGGGCUUUAUCCACGCGGCCCACGCCAGCGAUGCUGAACAGGCCGAGGCAAUCUUGAGGAGGUGGGGCAGAGAUGGUGUGGGCAAGGUCGCCGAUCCGGCAUGGAUCGAGCGUUGCAAAGAAGCCAUGCGUGUCCAGGCGGCACGGAAUCAGGCAGAGGCCAUUGCUCAAAUCCAGGCUGCUCUGCACCAGGAGAGCAUCAUCAAGGAGAAUGAAAGGCCGCCUCUGCACAUCGUCAAUGGCGCCCCUAGUCAGAGCGCGACAACGGCCAGCACCAUGACUUCCACGACCGUCACGGCUGGCCACGGCACCAUCUCGACGGAACCGCCAAGGACGCCUGGUGAAGGUAGGGGCUUCCCUGGCAUCCAAGAAGAGGUUAGUGGCGAAUACACGGCCUUGGCUCCGCCCUUGGCGCCUGCCCUUUCGCCAUCGCCUCGUCGACCUAGCCCAGCAUCAGGCGCAUCCUCUCCGCCUCCAGCAGCGCGACCCAACAUGAUGCCUAGGUCGAACACGGGGGGGACAAUGGUGGUCAAUCCUUCGCCAGACGUCGCUGCGGCAAUUGUUCAGGACGCGCCUGACUACCUUUUGUUCAAGCCAGCAAAGGGUUCCCCCACAUCCCCUACGACCGAUAAGCGUGCCAGUAAGGCUGGGCAGAUUGACGGUCUGCCCGGCGGUGCUGCUGGUAUCAAUGCUCUCUUUGACAAUCGACCUACCUCGAUGGUUGUUCGAGACUCGGCCGCGCCCUUGUCCUCGACGAAUCUUGCUGCCGCUGUCACGCCCAAGCAGGAAAAUCGGACGCUUGCCGGAGAAGAGCUCAAUGCCACCUUGGCUGCCAAUGCCGGUGCUGCAAUGCGGCCGAGCCUGACGACCGUCGAGAAGUCUGUCGCGGCCAAGAUCUUCUUCGAGAACCUCUACUACGGCAUUCUGAAGAAGCCGAGGGACCGAGACACGCGAAGAGCCGGUCUCGAGGCUGAGCUGGCCAGUCUUAGGAUCCCAGAGUCGGCCAAGGACGAGAUCCGAGCCGCGUGGAUGGCGAACGAGACCGAGUAUCUGCGAGAUAUUCGUGCUCGCGUCAACGUCAACAGCUUCAUCAGGCUCAAGACGAUCGGACACGGUGCUUUUGGUGUCGUUGCGCUGAUCAAGGAGAGGGGCACGGGCGAGCUUUUCGCCAUGAAACAGCUUCGCAAAGCCGACAUGCUGCGCAAAGGUCAGGAGGGUCACGUUCGCGCAGAAAGGGAUCUCAUGACCAGCGCCAGCGCCAGCGCAAGUGCAAAGUGGAUCGUCAAGCUCGUGUACAGCUUCCAGGAUGUCGACCACCUCUAUCUCAUCAUGGAGUUCAUGGGUGGCGGCGACUUGCUCAAUCUUUUGAUCGAAAAAGACAUUUUCGCCGAAGAUUUUGCUCGCUUCUACGUCGCCGAGAUGAUCCUCUCCAUCCACGAGGCUCAUCGACUUGGCUACAUUCACCGAGACAUUAAGCCGGACAACUUCCUCUUCACCUCGCAAGGCCACAUCAAGCUAGCCGACUUUGGUCUGUGCCAGAGCUUCCACUGGGCACACGAUGGUGCCUAUUACGACCAGCAGCGCCGUAAUCUCCUCAAGAAACACGGUAUCGAUCUCGAGGAUUCGACGGCGGCAAAGAGGGCCGCUGCAGGCGGCGGAAGGGGAACAGUGCGGGGAGGAGCUACAGCAGCGACGACCAAAGGCGGCGAGCUCAACGACAAGGAACUCAACGACGUCAUGAGCGAUCGUAACGAGGAUGGAACACCACUGACCCAUGUUCUGACGUGGCGGGACAAGAACAAGAAGAAGAUUGCCUACUCUGUUGUGGGCACCAACAACUACAUGGCGCCAGAGGUGCUUCGAGGAUACGGCUACGACCAGUCUUGCGACUGGUGGUCGUUGGGAGUCAUUGUCUUUGAGAUGCUUUGGGGCUACCCGCCGUUCGUGUCCAAGUCAAGGCAUCUGACGAGGCAAAAGAUUCUCAAUUGGCGACAGACGCUCAAGUUCCCGCCCAGGCCCAAGGUCUCGAGGGAGGCCCAAGACUUCAUCUCGAAGUUGAUCUGCGAGAGGGAUGAUCGGCUGGGAAGCACGUCGACUGCCAGUGUCAGCCGACCCAAUUCGCUUCUGCAAGGAUCCCGUCAGCGGAGCGGCUUUGCUGCUCCCGGUGCCUCAACGGCCAACGCAGGAGGGCUCCAGGACGGUGUCGAGGAUCUGAUGGCUCACCCCUGGUUCCGUGGAAUCGACUGGAAUUCGAUUCACAAGAGUCCAGCGCCAUUCAAGCCCGCACUGUCCCAUCCAGCCGACACGAAACACUUUGAAGACGACAUCGAAGCCGAACCCUUGCCCGCGCCUGGCGCCGCCGAGGCCGCCAAAGGAGGGCAGCCUCCUCCGGUCGAUGCUCCCCGGGACCCAAUGUUGCGCGACAAGGCACAAGGUCAGCACCUUCUCGAGAUGCGCAAGCAGCUCGCCUUCGUUGGAUACACUUUCAAGUCGCCAAAGGGCUUCGAUCCAAAGGCCCAGCUGAGCGAAUCGAAGAUCGUGGCGGCCGAGCGGAGAGACCAUGAGCUGCAGUCCGGCAGGGGCGACAUGCUGCUACGAGAGCCCUCGCAGAGCGGAAGUCGGCUUCGGUCCAUGUCGAUGUAGGAACGCAACUUACCCCCUAAACUCCUGCUCAAAGCAUUCACCGGAUCAAGUUUCUCUGUUUCUCCUUUUCUUACUGCUAAUGCCAAUACAAAUAUUACUU